AUGACACAGACGCUAGCAGUCGAGACAACAAACCUCACAUAUGUGUUUAACAAUAAGAAAUGCGGAUUGGAGGAUAUUAAUUUGCAAAUCCCAUGGGGUACCACCAAUCUUCUCGUGGGACCUAACGGUGCUGGUAAAUCCACGCUUUUGAAGAUUCUUGCUGGAAAAACUCUAGUGAAACAAGGCAAGUUGAGGCUUGGAGGGUUCGAUCCUUUUGAAUUCUCUCCGACUCGUCACGAGCAACAUAAUUCCGACAUCAACAACUACAUCUCGUACUUGGGCACAGAGUGGGCGAACAACGAGGUAGUGAAGAGAGAUAUCCCCGUCAAGCUCCUCAUAUCAUCAAUUGGCGGUGAAGCAUACAGGGAGAGACGUGACGAGCUCAUUCAGAUCAUGGACUUGGACCCUGAUUGGUCCAUGUGUUCUAUCAGUGAUGGUGAGCGUAGGAGGGUGCAAUUGGUGAUGGGCUUACUCAAGCCAUGGAAAUUGCUUUUAUUGGAUGAAGUGACGGUGGAUUUGGACGUGAUCGUGCGCCAGAACUUGCUCAAUUUCCUUAAGAGGGAGUGUAAGGAGAGAGGCUGUUGUGUGAUAUAUGCCACACAUAUCUUCGAUGGGCUUGGCAAAAAUUGGUGUGACCGUGUAAUUCACUUGAACGCUGGAAGAAAGACAGAUGAUGUUGAUGUGAGCAAGAUCGAAUUCUCUGACGAUACCAAGGAGAUCGAAGUGCAGAAGAGCGAAGAAGGCAUCAUUAAUCGAAUCAAAGUGGCCAUGGCUCAAUCCUUACAUCCCUUGGUGUUGCACUGGCUUCGAGACGAUCUUGAGGAGCGAGGCAGCCGUGAAGAUGAGAAAGCCAGAAUUGCGCAGAGGCAAUUGGACUGGGACAAUGCCAGAGACGGGCACUACUUCGACAAGGACCUGAAGAUUGCCCAGUACUUUCAAGCCACACGUGGCCGUCCCAACAAGAGCUGA
Candidozyma auris is the source of this 969-nucleotide messenger RNA. RefSeq names its product putative ATP-binding cassette family ATPase (gene CAF16). The record is from RefSeq and is a predicted model, not a curated record. Gene Ontology annotation, molecular function: ATP hydrolysis activity; ATP binding. The transcript has a single exon. NCBI's taxonomy places the organism in Eukaryota, Fungi, Ascomycota, Pichiomycetes, Serinales, Metschnikowiaceae. Bases 1 to 969 code for a protein of 322 amino acids.